ACUGGUGUCCUCCAUCCAUGCCAUCAUGGCAACCACGGCGGGAGUCAUCAUUGUGUCAUCCUGCCGGGGAAACAUCAUUAGUGACAGGCACUGGCUGGCCACCUACUUCGUCAUCUGGUACGGUGUGCCCUACAUGACAUACGACCUCUUCGCCAUGUACCUCAGUCACUACCACCGCUUCCGCGUCAAGGGCCACGAGGACUACAAGCAGCAUUCGCUGAGGACCGUAAACUCCUUCGUCCGUAGAGAGUUCCUGCUGGUGUUGCAUCACAUCGCCCUGCUCACUAUCCUGCUGCCUGUCACACUGUUCUUUAGAAGGGACCAGGGGGAUUUCUUCAUCGGCUGCUUGUUUCUAACAGAGCUCAGCACACCCUUCGUCUCCCUGGGGAAGAUACUUAUUCAGCUCAGCCUCCAGGACUGCUGGCUGCACAAGGCCAACGGCGGUAUGGUACUGCUCACCUUCUUUAUGUGCCGCAUCGCUCUCUUCCCCUACAUGUACUGGGUGUACGGCCAGCACUACGGCAUCCCGCUCUACAGCGUGCCCUUCCACCUGCCGCUGUCCGCCAACCUGGGCAACUCGUGCAUCCUGGCGCCGCAGGUGUACUGGUUCGUCCUGCUUUGCCGAAAGGGCUACCGCCUGUACCGGCGUAGUCGUAUGCCGGACUCGUCUCCUGCGGCCGCCGUCACUGACAAUUCUAAGGAUGAUUGACGACCCAGUUCACGAUUGCUCGCUCAAGCCGCACACUCAGCUACUAACGCAACUACUUCUGCAAAGGCACUAGAUUGACUUAACACAUUUCAAACCCCACCAUCGUACUGUAGUACACCAGGACUGCCUGCUCUUGUCCCACAACUCCUGGGCAUUCUCCGCACACUUUAACUCCUCUGUUACAAAUCUGCUGCCUAAGUGGACCUCUCCACCGAUCCAAUUCUACUACUGAAGUUUGAUGAUUUUUUUUGGGUUGUUGUUGUUGUUUUGUUUUUUCUCUUCUCUUGCCUGGAUCUUGUUGAAGUGCUUCACGGCGCCUGUUAACAUUUACUACACUGAAGAAAAGAUCGUGUUUGCUUCUCCGCGAGUGAAAACGCAGGAGUAAAAAGCAACCAGAAGCUGAAGAAGAGCCUCCGUGGAGAGACAUUAUCUUAUCUUACUCCUACUGUGUUUACAGCCUCUGCUGAUUUGGAAGGUCUGUUACGACAGGUUGUAUUUAUUUUUAUGGUUUUGCUGUAAUGUGCCGGAUAGUUGCGUUUACUCUCCCAUCCGUUCACUAAUCACACUGACAAAGGAGGAUUAGGAAUAGUGGUGGGUGGGAUGCAAAUCCAGGCCGUAUUAGCAGGAAUAUCUGUGAGGAAUAUCUGUCACCUCAUCCACAUUUGAGAGCUAAAAACAUUUUGCUAAAACCCCGUUAAUGUGAUUCUGACUCCCCCCCCCGUUCAUUUUGUCUGUAGCAUGCCCCCAUCGGUUCGCAAAUCUGCAGCGACGAUCCCUCGUUCCUCUCCGUGACUGCGUAACACUUUAACGGCGCUGGAUCGUUUGUUUCCAGAAGCCACUCCCCCCUUCGUUUGCUGAUAGUGUAUCACCAGGAAUUAACACUCACGUACUUGGAGAAACUUCCAUUUACAGGAGAUCUGGCAAUGUCCUCCAAUGCCGGGAGUUCGAGAACCAACAAGGGAAUUACCUCAAAUGUGGGAACCGUUUCUUCAUCUUUCAUAAAAAAAAAAAAAUAUUGAAAUCAUGAAAUGCAUGGCAUUAAACAUUCUCGCUUGAUACUGCAAAGUUCGGUCGAGACCUCAAAUGAGUCAACUUCAGAACAACUCAGACUGCUCUCGAUGUCUGAAUAAUAACACAAAGCCAUCGCAGGAAUGAGACUUAGCCCCUCUCUUACGAAAUAUAUCGUGCAUUUGAAUUAUCUUACGCCCAAGCGGGAGGACAGGCGAAGUUCAGCUUUUACAGAGCAGAGUUAUGACAGAUUUCAUCUUCUGAAUCCACGAUCUCUGUUUAGACGAUACUGGAGCGGAGCUGAUGUGGGGAGGCCGGGGGGUUGAUGUGAAGGUGGGGACGAACUCAGGGCCAAGGUCAGAGCAAUAAGUGAAAACAGAGGAGUGAAAAUAUUUCUUGAGCAACCAGCCACAAAAAAAUCAAGGAGUGACGAUUCCUGAAACCGAGCUACAACGUAAGAGAUUACAUCCAGUAACUGUUCGGUUUCCCCCGAGGCUUCUGAGAUUUAUAUGCACUUGUGUAUCCGCUGUUGCAUCGAGCACUUCAGAGAGAGAGGGCUGUAUAUACUUCAAGUUUUUAGAGAUUUACAUCAUAUUUAAGUUGCAGCACAAAAAAUAAUAACAAUAGUAAUUUUAAAACUUAUAUCUAGACGUCGAAAGAGGUUUUUGUUAUCACGCAAAGCUAUUAUUAUUAUUAUUUUGUUGGAUUCACAGUUUCAUAAAGACGUUUAUCUUUUAAAGGCGUUUAUGAGAGAAAAAUCGAUGCUUCUCUUUUUGAUCUUGAGAGAUUAUUUCUUCAUAUCAAAGAAUAAAUAGAGGAUAUUAUUUUCUGGGUUCAUACACAAUCUAGACCCUGAAGUUAAUUUAACUCCCUUUGGUCAUUCAAGCUUUAUAACAAACACUAAAUAUGCGUUAAUGGCCUUUUUUUUUUUUAAUGUCCUGCAAAUUCAAACUAUGCAAAAGAGGCUGCUGGUGCAUGCAUAUAACACUAAUGUAAAGUCAUAUCCAACUGAUUCACGCCUCACUAUGUUUUGUUUUAUUUGUUUUUUU
Morone saxatilis (striped sea-bass) is the source of this 2766-nucleotide messenger RNA. RefSeq names its product ceramide synthase-like. The record is from RefSeq and is a predicted model, not a curated record. Gene Ontology annotation, cellular component: membrane; endoplasmic reticulum. Lineage: Eukaryota; Metazoa; Chordata; Actinopteri; Moronidae. Gene Ontology annotation, biological process: lipid homeostasis.